UUUUCCCCGCCCCCGCGCCUCUCUCGGCCGGGCUGACGCAGCAGGCCGCAAACCUCCGAGCGCAGGCCACCGCGCUUGUCCGCAGCGGCGCCACCCGCAGCCGAUGGGGUGCGCUCUUCCAAGCGGCCCAGCUCCCGGCCAGCCUGCGCCUGCGCAGAUCUUUAAUGGUUCUGUUGGGGAGACCCUUGGGCACUCCGGACUAAGAUGGCGGCGGCUGGCAGGCGGGGCUGGGGAGCUGCGGCUGUUGCCGCGGGGCUGCACAGGCGGUUCUGUCAUAUGGUGAAGAAUCCAUACACCAUUAAGAAACAGCCUCUGCAUCAAUUUGUACAAAGACCACUUUUCCCACUACCUGCAGCCUUUUGUAACCCAGUAAGAUACAUGUUUAUUCAAACACAAGAUACCCCAAAUCCCAACAGCUUAAAGUUUAUACCAGGAAAACCAGUUCUUGAGACAAGGACCAUGGAUUUUCCCACCCCAGCUGCAGCAUUUCGCUCCCCUCUGGCUAGUUCACAUUUUGUAAUAACAUGGCACAGUUUACAUUACACAAGAAGGCUCUGCUGGCAGUUAUUUAGGAUUGAAGGAGUAAAAAGUGUCUUCUUUGGACCAGAUUUCAUCACUGUCACAAAGGAAAAUGAAGAAUUAGACUGGAAUUUACUCAAACCAGAUAUUUAUGCAACAAUUAUGGACUUCUUUGCAUCUGGCUUACCGCUAGUUACUGAGGAAACACCUUCAGGAGAAGCAGGAUCUGAAGAAGAUGAUGAAGUCGUGGCAAUGAUUAAGGAAUUGUUAGAUACUAGAAUACGGCCAACUGUGCAGGAAGAUGGAGGAGAUGUAAUCUACAAAGGCUUUGAAGAUGGCAUCGUACAGCUGAAACUCCAGGGUUCUUGUACCAGCUGCCCUAGUUCAAUCAUUACUCUGAAAAAUGGAAUUCAGAACAUGCUGCAGUUUUAUAUUCCAGAGGUAGAAGGCGUAGAACAGGUUAUGGAUGAUGAAUCAGAUGAAAAAGAAGUAAACUCACCUUAAAAUAAUCUGGAUUUUCUUUGGGCACAACAGUCAGACUUAUUGAUAAUAUAUACAAGUUUUUAUUAUUAAUAGGCAGAGAAACUUAAAGAUUAAUAAAAUAUCUUCAGAGAAUGAUAUAUAAA
Molecule: messenger RNA, 1145 nt
Organism: Saimiri boliviensis boliviensis (Bolivian squirrel monkey)
Lineage: Eukaryota; Metazoa; Chordata; Mammalia; Primates; Cebidae
Gene: NFU1
Product: NFU1 iron-sulfur cluster scaffold
Biological process (GO): iron-sulfur cluster assembly
Cellular component (GO): mitochondrion
Molecular function (GO): iron ion binding; iron-sulfur cluster binding
Source: RefSeq, a predicted model, not a curated record